AUGGAGAAAAUAAGGGUACCAGAUCAAGUCCCAGAACCCACUGUCCCCAAUGAAGAGCCGUCAUCCUCUCAGCAGCAUGAUGAACCGACGAAGCAAAGACAGUAUCUGUACGGAUGGCGUCUCUACCUUCUCCAAUCGAGUCUCUAUCUCGGACUUAUCCUGAGUAUUAUGGACUCAUCGGCCGUCUCCACGGCCCUUGUCACUAUUGGCGACCAUUUCAAUGACUUUAUGCACAUCCAGAAAUGGGCCACUAUUGCCGCUUUGGCGUUCAUUACAGCAUUUUCAAUAGGCUGCGGUUGCGCGCAGACAAUCCAACAAUUAAUUGCCUUUCGCGCCUUGCAAGGUAUUGGUGGUGCAGGAGGCCCCGUCGUAGGCGGCAUCAUAACAACUCAUUCCACCUGGCGCUGGGUAUUCUGGUUCAACAUCCCCAUCAGCGGCACUAUUCUUCUGCUUCUUCUCCUCUUGUGUCCCAAUAUCAAAUACCAAGGACGCAUUACCUGGAAACAAUUUGAUCUCUUUGGCUGCUUGAUAUAUCUCGCUUCUUGCACACUACUCAUCACCGCAUUACAAGAAGGCGGUAGUGGGUCAAUGAACUGGAACUCGGCUGCGUUCAUCGCCUGUAUGAUUCUCGCCGGGGUGAUAUUUGCCUCUUUUGCGUUGUGGAUUGCCUAUCUUUCCAAGGGGAAACAUUCGACUAUUCCACUGUUCCCGGCUAGAAUUGUUACGCAUCGGAUUAUGUUGUCUACCAUACUAGUAUCAACAUGCGUCGGAUUCGUCUUCUAUUCUAUCCUAAUCCAACUCCCAGAACGCUUUCAAAUCAUGGCCGGCGUAUCCCUUCUAGCUCUCUCAGGGCCGUCAGCAUUCGGCUCCUUUAUCGGCGGCACAGCAUCGGUCAAAAGAAAUAAUACCUUCUACACCCUCCUCGCCGGCUGCAGUUUUAUCAUGCUCGGCACCGGAAUAAUGCACACUAUCAACUCCGGUCAUUCCAUUCCAGUAAAAAUAUACGGUCUCGAGGUUUUGAUGUGUUUUGGAUUUAAAAUGAUUUUCUCCACAACGAUAGUGUUGAUUAAACUUCAUGCUGAUCAGAGAGAUUCCGCAUCCGCACAAGGUCUAAUGUCCCAAGCCCGCCUUCUAGGUGGAAACAUCAGCCUCGCCAUUGCCACCAUUGUCCUGAAUCAAAAUCUCAUCUCUGACCUACGAGGUGUUGUGCCAGCAGACGAGAUUGAUAGUUUACGACAUUCGUUGCUUGCCAUGACAUUACUUACGCCGGAACAGGCGGAGACUGUACGGAGGCCAUUUGCGAAUGCGUUUGUGACGCAGUUGGACAUUAAUAUGGGUAUUACGGGGUUGGCAUUGAUAUGUGUCCUGGGGACGUGGCAGAGACAUCCGACUACGUUCAAGGAGAAGAUAGAAGAGGCUGAGAAUCAGAACGGUGAAGAGGAUACAGAGUCCAGAGGCGUAAACUCUGGCGAAAACAGUAACCAGGUAUAAUCGGUAUUUCUCGGGAGAAUAGACUUCUGAAUGAAGAUACCAUGGCUUAGUUUUGAACCGUAUUCAGCCCCUCCUCAAUAGCCUUAAUCUGCAAAGCCAACAACUUCGAAUAAUACCUACACAGCGCCAGAUUACCACCCAUAUACCAAAACCCCGGAUGUCCACUCGGUCUCCAAAUAGAUCUAAACUCUCCUUCCUUAUCAUAUCCCCAAACAGAACCCAAACGAUCCGCAACGGUGUCACCGAAUAUAUGUCUCGCCUCUGUCCGCAUAUUCUGGUAUCCCGUAGCGAACACGAUUUCAUCAGCCUCCAGGACAGAGCCGUCGGCAAAUUCAAUACCAUGCGGUAAGAUUUGAGUGAUUUCUUGUCCCUGUUUAAUCUUGAUUUUACCGUCAAUAAUUAACUGGCUCGCUCCGACGUCGAUGUAGUAUCCUCCGCCACGCUGGUAAUAUUUCAUAAAGAUGCCGCCGUCGUCGGGACCACGGUCUACUUUGAAUCCGACUUUUUCGAGACCGCUAAUGAUUUCGGCGUCAAUUUGGGUGGCGGCUAUAUCUGUGGCUUUGAUUUGAAUACCCUUGAAAACUUCAGCGGGAAAGCUUUGAAUCCAUAAAUCCGCGUCUUCGGUGGCGGGACCGUCUUCGUCAAAGAGACUUUUGACGUACACUGCGAGGAUGGAAGUAGAUGAGACGACUAGAGUCGAACUGCGUUGUACCAUGGUGAUAUCGUAUCCUUUUUCGUAAAAGUCCUGCGCGAUAUCAUGGCCUGAAUUGCAGCAACCAACGACAACAGCUUUUUUCGGCUUUGCUGAAUCCGUCUGAGAGAACGCACCAGUAAAUUCGGAGCUAUGGCAAAGUCGGUCACCUGCAAAAGAGUCCAUGCCUUUGAUGGUAGGGAAGUUCUUUUUACCCGAAUGGCCAGUUGCCAGAAUAACAUGAUGUGGUUUAAAAGUGCGAGAUUCUUUGCUCCCGUCUUCUUUCUGCCUUUCGACUGUCACAGCCCACUGUUUUGUGCUAUCGUCCCAUGAUGAUGAAGUCAAAUUCGUCUUUGUCCAUACAUUCAAUUCAAGGAACGAUGCAUAUGACUCCAAGAAAUCUGCAAGUUUAUCCUUGGGUGUGAAGAUGGGCCAUGUUGGCGGGAAGGGCAUAUAGGGUAAAUGAUCCAUCCAGACGGGAUCAUGAAGUACGAGAUGUCGAUAUCUGUUUCGCCAAUUGUCGCCAAUAUGGUCCUCGCGGUCGAUGAUGAGAGUUUCAACGCCAAGCAAUUUCAACGAUGCAGCG
Molecule: messenger RNA, 2768 nt
Organism: Talaromyces stipitatus ATCC 10500
Lineage: Eukaryota; Fungi; Ascomycota; Eurotiomycetes; Eurotiales; Trichocomaceae
Product: efflux pump antibiotic resistance protein, putative
Exons: 8
Coding region: 1-1491 (496 amino acids)
Biological process (GO): transmembrane transport
Molecular function (GO): transmembrane transporter activity
Source: RefSeq, a predicted model, not a curated record